UCUGGAACAGUUGGCGGAGAAACUGCAUCAUCCUCUCUAAUGAUCCGUUUCCGCCCCCAGGGAAUAAAGGCUCAGUGACGGCCAGUUCUGCUCUGGAGCUCACCUGCCUCUCUGAGCCCCCAGCCGACUGGCUUGUGCCUCCCCCAGGAUGGACACGUGGACGGUGCUGCUCGUCCUGCAAGCCUCGCUGGUGCUCCCCCUGGUGCUCCCCCGGGCUGCCGGCACCAGUACCAACACCCGCACCGCCCCCGCCCCUGUCCUGCGCUUUGUUGCCGUGGGUGACUGGGGAGGGGUCCCCAAUGCCCCGUUCUACACAGCCCGGGAAAUGGCCAAUGCCAAGGAGAUUGCCAGGACCGUGCAGAUCCUGGGCGCAGACUUCGUCCUGUCCCUGGGGGACAAUUUCUACUUCACUGGCGUGCAGGAUGCCAACGACAAGAGGUUCCAGGAGACCUUUGAGGAUGUGUUCUCUGCCUCCUCACUCCGCAACGUGCCCUGGCACGUGCUGGCUGGCAACCACGACCAUCUGGGGAACGUCUCGGCACAGAUAGCCUACUCCAGGAUCUCCAAGCGCUGGAACUUCCCCAGCCCUUACUACCGCCUGCGCUUCAAGAUCCCACGGUCCAACGUGUCCGUGGCCAUCUUCAUGCUGGACACAGUGACACUGUGUGGGAACUCGGACGACUUUGCCAGCCAGCAGCCCGAGAGGCCCCGCAACCUGGCAAUGGCCCGCACGCAGCUGGCCUGGAUCAAGAAGCAGCUGGCGGCGGCCAAGGAGGACUACGUGCUGGUGGCCGGCCACUACCCCGUGUGGUCCAUCGCCGAGCACGGGCCCACCCACUGCCUGGUCAAGCAACUGCUGCCACUGCUGAGCACGCACAAGGUCACCGCCUACCUGUGUGGCCACGAUCACAACCUGCAGUACCUUCAGGAUGAGAAUGGCGUGGGCUUCGUGCUGAGCGGGGCCGGGAACUUCAUGGACCCCUCGAAGAAGCACCUGCGCAAGGUCCCCAACGGCUACCUGCGCUUCCACUACGGGGCCGAGAACUCACUGGGUGGCUUCGCCUACGUUGAGAUCAGCCCCAAAGAGAUGAGUAUCACUUACAUCGAGGCCUCGGGCAAGUCCCUCUUCAAGACCAAGUUGCCAAGGCAAGCCAGGUCUGAGCACCAGCACCGACGGGGGCUCCACGUUGGGGCCUGAGUUAGGGGCGCCUCCCUGCUGGUGGGUGAGUGGGCCCCGCUGGGACCCCCUGCCCACGGGCAGGCUUUCUCAAGGGCCGGUGGUACUACGGCAGAGCGGGAAGGAGAAGGACAGAUGAGAAACUGUGGUGCCACAUGGCCUUUGUGACAAGGAUGCCCACAUACGUGAAAGAAGCAUGGACAUGUGUUCCGGCCAGAGUGCCAGGCCCCUUGGCCGGGCUCGCCCAGCCUGAGUUCUGGGCAUUGGGGGACAGUGAGGGAAAACCCUCCCCUGGAUCAGGCAUCCUUCUGUCACUGCCAAAUAGUCAAUAAAAAAAAUAGUUGCAGAGGCUGAA
Mesoplodon densirostris (Blainville's beaked whale) is the source of this 1532-nucleotide messenger RNA. RefSeq names its product acid phosphatase 5, tartrate resistant (gene ACP5). The record is from RefSeq and is a predicted model, not a curated record. The coding region runs from base 149 to 1198 and encodes 349 amino acids. Gene Ontology annotation, molecular function: ferric iron binding; acid phosphatase activity; ferrous iron binding. Gene Ontology annotation, biological process: bone resorption. Lineage: Eukaryota; Metazoa; Chordata; Mammalia; Artiodactyla; Ziphiidae. The transcript is spliced from 5 exons.